GUUUUACCGCUAGAUGAUUUAAUUGUGCGAUUACUACUGAUGGCAAGCGAAGAGGGGAAAACAGAACAAAGUAGCACUGUUAUUUCAUUGAUGCCUGAACUGAAACAAACAUUUGAUAGUAAUCUCACAUUAUCCGCAUUAAAUAAAUGUUUAUUGAAAUUGGGUGGAUCCGGCACAGCACCAAGAAAAAUAAGUGCUGCAUACGGAUUCACACCAGCUCAACGCCGCAAAAUAAUCUUUGGGGUUCUUACAUGGCUUAAUGAAAUAAUUCAGCCGAAAUUGGAUGAAGCAAAUUAUAGCAAUUUAGAUGGAUACCUAGCCGAAUCAUCAAAUUUCAAAGUGUUGACCGAGCGAAUACUUCCUAUGCUGAAUAGCAUUAAAGAAAACUCCGAGAAUUUCAAGCCGUUGAGUGUACUUUUAGUCCAUAUGCAUAAAUUAAAUCCGGAUUUAUUCGAAGAAAUAUUGUAUACGUAUGAUCAGCGAAUUAUUCAGACUGUUGGAGGUAUCGUUGGUUGGGAAGAUGAGUUAAUAAGUGGUGAACGAGAAAUCGAGCAUGCAGUCCAUCAGUUUGACGAGGAUAUCGCUUUGAUGCCUCAAGAACCCGAGCAAGCGCUGCGGCAGCAAGAAAUGCAAAAACGUUUAUAUGAAGAACAGUUGGUUAGCCAACAACAGCAGCAAUUAUUGCAGCAACAAGAAAUCCAAAAGCAAACGAUCGAAAAUCAUGAACAAGAAUUUGACACUAAAAAUCCGCAAAACUCUGAACGAUUAUUAUUGUUAGAAUUAGAAAAACGGCGAGAAUGGGAAUUACAACAGCAGAAACAACAGGAGCUUGAGAUACAAAGAAUAGAAUUAGAAAAACUGCGAGAAUGGGACUUACAGCAACGAGAAUUUGAGGAACAACGGCAACGCGAAUUAAAAGAGCAAGAACAACAGCAGCAGCGUCGUGAAUUAAAGGAACAAGAACAACAGCGGCAGCUUGAAAUAAAGCAAAAACAAGAACUUCAAAAGAAACGUGAAUUAGAAGAAAAGCAAAAACGGGAAUGGGAAUUAGCAGAGCGACGACAACGUGAGCUGCAGCAAAAACAAGAUCUCCAAAAGCAACGCGAACAAGAACAAGCGGAAAAAC
Molecule: messenger RNA, 1126 nt
Organism: Ambispora gerdemannii
Lineage: Eukaryota; Fungi; Glomeromycota; Glomeromycetes; Archaeosporales; Ambisporaceae
Source: the annotation of a GenBank genome assembly